AAAAAAAACUGAACCCUAACGCCUUUUGGUUUCACAAUCAUAGCCCAACGUGAAUCCUCUUCCAUUUCUCUGCAACUGCAUUCUCUUUCCCUUUCCGCCGCAGCGAUUUUCAGAGAUUUAACCUUCUUUGUUCGUAGAUAUGCGCGGUUACUGAUUAGUUGAUGAUAGCUGUCGACAAAUUUCACAUGGAAAGAGAACGAACACGGAAACGCCCUCGUCUUGCAUGGGACGUUGCCCCUCCCUCAGUGUCCGAGGCGCAACGGGCUCUGCCAGUGCCCGGUGACGAAGAAUUCGAAAGAAAGCACGUUUCGCCUCCGAAAAGGGACGACGAUCGAGAGGGCCAUUAUGUCUUCAAUCUUGGCGAAAAUCUCACUCCUAGAUAUAAAAUCCUCAGCAAGAUGGGUGAAGGCACAUUUGGUCGGGUUUUGGAAUGUUGGGACCGCCAAACCAGAGAAUAUGUGGCUAUCAAGGUAGUUAGAAGCAUACGGAAAUACCGGGAUGCAGCGAUGCUUGAGAUUGAUGUGCUUCAACAACUAGCCAAGAAUAAUAGAGGAAGCUCCCGAUGUGUGCAGAUCAGAAAUUGGUUUGAUUACCGAAGCCACGUAUGCAUUGUCUUUGAGAGGCUUGGACCAAGCUUAUUUGAUUUUCUAAAGAGAAAUAAAUACUGCCCAUUCCCUGUGGAUCUUGUUCGGGAAUUUGGACGUCAGCUUUUGGAAUCUGUAGCAUAUAUGCAUGAAUUACGCCUAAUCCACACUGACCUGAAGCCAGAAAAUAUUCUUCUUGUUUCCUCUGAAUAUGUAAAGCUCCCUAGCUAUAAGAGAGUUUCCUCAGAUGAAACACAAUUCAGGUGCUUGCCCAAGUCUAGUGCUAUUAAGCUGAUUGAUUUUGGUAGUACCACAUAUGAUAAUCAGAAUCAUAGCUCCAUUGUUUCUACAAGGCAUUACAGAGCCCCUGAGAUUAUUCUAGGUCUAGGAUGGUCAUAUCCAUGUGAUUUGUGGAGUGUUGGAUGUAUUCUCAUUGAACUAUGCUCGGGGGAAGCAUUGUUUCAGACUCAUGAAAACUUGGAGCACCUGGCAAUGAUGGAAAGAGUUUUGGGAUCUAUCCCAGAGCUCAUGAUUCGCAGGUCUAACAAGGGCGCAGAAAAAUAUUUCAAGCGUGGAUCGCGUCUAAGAUGGCCUGAAGGAGCUGUUUCAAGGGAGAGCAUUAGUGCAGUGAAGAAGCUUGGUCAUCUUAAGGAUAUUGUAUCACGAAAUGUGGACUCUUCAAGGUCCUCCUUGACUGACUUGUUACAUGGCUUAUUAACAUAUGAUCCGACCAAACGCCUUACAGCUUGCCAAGCCCUCGAUCAUAUCUUCUUUAGGAAUCCUACUUAAGAAACCAGAUUUUUGGAAUGACUUCCAUUUUAAAGAUUGUCGGUUGCACAGGUUACAACUUUGAAUGUAUCCAUUUCUUUAUUAUUUAUAGCAGUGGCUCAGUCGCGUUGAAAAUAUAUUUUAAUUUUAUC
Molecule: messenger RNA, 1504 nt
Organism: Glycine soja
Lineage: Eukaryota; Viridiplantae; Streptophyta; Magnoliopsida; Fabales; Fabaceae
Product: serine/threonine-protein kinase AFC3-like
Exons: 12
Coding region: 162-1373 (403 amino acids)
Biological process (GO): protein phosphorylation
Cellular component (GO): nucleus
Molecular function (GO): ATP binding; protein kinase activity
Source: RefSeq, a predicted model, not a curated record